Molecule: messenger RNA, 2124 nt
Organism: Fraxinus pennsylvanica
Lineage: Eukaryota; Viridiplantae; Streptophyta; Magnoliopsida; Lamiales; Oleaceae
Source: the annotation of a GenBank genome assembly
AUGGGAAUAGAAGACGGAGAGCAGUUGGACGAGAAGGCGAAGAGGAUGAGAGAUCUGUUAUCGAGCUUCUACUCGCUGGAUCUUUCAUCAGCAUCGCCGCCGUCAAGUGCUUCUCCCUCCAGAUUCGCCACCCUCGACACCAUCAACGCCACCUCCUUUGACGCCGAUCACUACAUGAAUCUCCUCGUACAAAAGUCAAAUUUGGAUGAACUUCUUAUGAAGCACGUCGAAAUGGCUUCUGAGAUAAAAAACCUGGAUACCGACCUGCAAACGUUAGUAUAUGAGAAUUACAACAAGUUCAUUAGUUCUACAGAUGCAAUCAAAAGGAUGAAAAGUAAUAUAAAUAGUAUGGAAGCAAACAUGGAACAGCUUAACGAAAAGAUUAUAUCCGUGCAAUCUAGGAGUGAUGGGGUCAAUACUUCUCUUUUUGCAAAAAGAGAGCAUGUAGAGAAGCUGCAUUGCACGCGCAAUCUGCUGCGGAAAGUUCAGUUUCUUCUUUCUGACCCGUUCUUUGUCGCCAUUACCAGAAAUAUGGGAACUCUUCCUUCCAGGACUGGGAAGGUAUUUUCGGAUUCCCAGUCCAUACAAGCAAGAGCUGAGGCUGUGAUGCUUCUUAAUCAGUUAAAUUUCCCGGUUGAGACUCUGAAGCUUAAAUUGUUUGAGAAGUUGGAACAGUUCCUUUUGGAUUUGCAUUUUGAAUCUAAGGACCUAAAAGAUGCUUCAGCAGAUGAUGAACUUCCUAACCAAGGAAAAGUCGAUGUUUCAGCUUUUGCUGCUGCUCAUGAAGCUUCUAUUCGUGAAUUUGGGGAAGCUCUUCGUGCUUAUAGAGUUAUCUUUUCGCACUCAGAACCACAGCUAUUUAAACUUGCACAAGACCUUGUUAUGAAGGAAUUUGAAGCCACUCAUCAACAUAUUAAGAAGCAGCUCCGCUCUGCAAAUAUUCUGGCAAUCCUUCGAGUCAUUUGGACUGAUGUGCUCCUACUUGAUGAAGUGUUACCUGGGGCUGCCCUUCUUGAUUUUACUCUACAGGCUGCUCUUAUUGCUGUCAAAGAUUAUAUCACCAAUGCAGUAAGUUAUCUUUUACUUGAUAUUUCAGACGCUUUCUCAAAAAUCCAAGUUAUGCAAAAGGAGGGAACAGAGGAAGUAUACCCUUUGAAGGCAGCCUUCGAGGCCAGCAAAAAGGCAGUUAUCCAAGGCAGUAUGGAUGUCUUACUGGACUUCCAUCUACUUCUCAUUGAAAACUCUGAAUUAUUACUGGAGUUGAGAGGCUUUGCAAUGGACUGGGUCCAAGAAGCGUUUCAAGAUUUCUUCAGGAAAGUUCAUGACUAUUUCCUCUUGCUUUGUGGAAAGAGUAACUCUUCCAGUCAAGAUCGAAAUCCUAUAGAGGGAAUACCAGGUGACAAAGUUCCUGCUGGGCUUGUUCUUGAAAUAGCGUCUUCUUUCUCUGGUAGUGGUGUUCGGGGCUUUGAAGAUGGUCCAGCUUUUAUUCCUGCAGAAAUUUGUUGCACCUUUCGGGCAGAUGGUGAAAUGUACUCGCACCUUUAUGUGAAGAUGAGAACUCAAAGAAUAGCAGUCAUCUUAAAGAAGAGGUUUACAGCACCGAAUUGGGUCAAGUUUGAAGCAAUAGGAAACGAAGCAAAACAAAUUUUGCCCCACGGCCUUCACUAUAGACAUCAACGCACUGACAGCAAUGGGAGCACUACAUCUUCACGCAGCAGUACAUUGAGAGACGGUAGGUUGAGCAGGUCAAAUACUCAGAAGGACAGGAACCAGCUUCUGGAGAUGCAUCUAGCAAAAUUAUUUAAGCAAAAAAUGGAGAUUUUCACAAAAACAGAAAACACGCAGAAAUCUGUCAUAACAACUAUAGCAAAACUUUCUUUAAAGAGUUUGCAAGAGUUAGUCAGACUCCAGACAUUCAAUCGAAGUGGCUUCCAACAAAUUCAGUUGGAUGUUCAGUUUUUGAAGUGUACUUUAAGGGAUAUUGCCGAGGAUGAAGCUGCAAUUGAUUUCUUACUUGAUGAGGUGAUUGAUGUUACUACAGAGCGUUGUCUUGAUCCAGUUCCUCUUGAACCAUCCAUUUUAGACAGACUUGUAAAUGCAAAGUUGACAAAGAUUUCACAAUAG